AUGUCUAAAAGAAAACACAAAUGGGCAAUUGAUUUUGUUAGUUCUGGAAGGGGCCAGGGAAACAGAUCUGUGGUAGCAGUGACAGAAAACCUGCCAGCUCCGGUCGGCUUCACCGAUGUGACCACAGUCGCAGAGAAGGCCAAAGAGGCAGAUUCCAGUCUUAUUAUUAAAAAAUCAUGGGAGAUUGCGCUGGGUCCGCUCAAGCAGGUUCCCAUGAACAUGUUCAUCAUGUGGAUGGCCGGCAGCUCCAUCUCCAUCUUCCCCAUCAUGAUGGUGGGCAUGAUGUUCUUCAGGCCCAUCCAAGCCAUGAUGGCCAUACAGAACACAUUUAAAAGCAUCGAAGGUGAGCAGGCGAUCCUACAGAAACUAGUGUUUUGUUUUGGCAACAUUGUAUGCCUGGUAAUGGCUGUGUACAAGUGCCAAACGAUGGGAUUGUUGCCAACACAUGCUUCAGACUGGUUGGCAUUUGUGGAUCCUCAGAAG
This is a messenger RNA of Candidula unifasciata, 483 nucleotides long. The record is from the annotation of a GenBank genome assembly. Lineage: Eukaryota; Metazoa; Mollusca; Gastropoda; Stylommatophora; Geomitridae.